Messenger RNA from Eutrema salsugineum, 3142 nucleotides. Its product is annotated as E3 ubiquitin-protein ligase HOS1. The record is from RefSeq and is a predicted model, not a curated record. NCBI's taxonomy places the organism in Eukaryota, Viridiplantae, Streptophyta, Magnoliopsida, Brassicales, Brassicaceae. Bases 97 to 2922 code for a protein of 941 amino acids. The transcript has 10 exons. Gene Ontology annotation, molecular function: ubiquitin-protein transferase activity. Gene Ontology annotation, biological process: protein ubiquitination.
CCUAGACUGGCUUAUCACUCGCGGACACUUAGUUUUUCACCAACCCGAGCUCUCUGUUUGCCUCAAUUUUUUGUUUUUGUUUCUCUACCGGAGACGAUGGAUACGGAAGAAAUCAAUGGUUUUGCCUCCGCCACGAGACCGAUAUCUCUUCCUAUGCAGCCUAAUUACAGUAGCAAGCCUGUUCAGGAGGCGUUGAAGCAUUUGGCAUCUAUCAACCUCAGAGAAUUGUGUAAUGAGGCAAAGGUUGAGCUCUGUCGUGCAACCAGAGACUUCACGAGCUGUGGAAGCAUUGUGAAAUAUGUGUUGAACCCAUGUGGACAUGCCUCCUUGUGCACAGAGUGUUGUCAGAGGUGUGAUGUUUGUCCAAUCUGUAGAAGUCCACUUCCAAAAACUGGAGAUAAACUCCGGCUGCGUCUCUACUACGAGUGUGUUAAUGCUGGUCUAAUCUCUCCAACACAUGAAGAGGUGUCACAUGAUUCUAACCAAGAUGAACAUCAAUUGGCAGCCGAUGUUCAUCGCCUUUAUUCUCUGUUCGAUGUUGCCAUGAACAACAAUUUGAUAUCUGUGGUUUGCCAUUAUAUCACCAAUGUGUGUAUGGAUGAGACAGCUGUAUCUAGUGAUCCGGUCAUUGCUUUCUUGCUGGACGAAGUUGUUGUCAAAGAUUGGGUCAAGCAUACAUUCCGGAGCAUCUUAUCUGAGCUUCAGCAAAUCUAUAGUCUUGAAACGAAAGAGAUGGAAGCGUGGUUAGAUAAACUCCUAAAGUGUUCGAAACAGGUGGCUGGCAUAUGUAGCGUGCUCAAAGUUAUGGAAUCAGCUUUUAAGGGUUCUGUUUCACCUCAGCUUCAAGACGUGCAGAAGCUUAGGGAGAACAUUGGAAAAUCGAAGCAGCAUCUGGACAUAAUGAUCUGGUGCAUAAGGCACGGAUUUCUGGAAGAUGUGCGGUCUCGAUAUUCUGAUUUCUCGUCGUGGAAAGCUGUUGUACGUGAAAGGAAGUCAAAUGCAAUUAAGCGUGCAUGGCCUGAUGCCGUAGACCAAUCUUCAGAUUGCAAUGGACAGGGUGCUUCCCUCUUUAUCGAGGAUGCUUUAGAAAAUCUUGAGAUAGAGCCAGAGUAUAGUCAGGGUAUAGGGGCAGACCUAGAAGUUGGAUGUUUGAAGAACAAUGAGAGAUCAUUUCUUAGGUCCAAAAUAGAAGGAACUUCAGGCUCUUAUCCAUUUGAGAAUCUCAGAACUGCUGCUGACUUGCUCUUUUUACAUGGCAGUUCAGAUUUGGUUGUUGCGAAGCAGGCAAUUUUUCUUUACUACCUGUUUGAUCGACAUUGGACUACCCCUGAAAAAUAUUGGAAGCACAUUAUAGAUGAUUUUGCUGCUACCUUUGGCAUAACCAGGCAUUCAUUGCUAGAGUCUUCUGUGUUUUAUCUUCUCGAUGAUCACUCAGAGGAGGCACUCCAGGAAGCUUGUAGGACUCUUCCUGAAAUAUGUGGUCCAGAAACCUAUCCCAAGGUUGCACAAGUCCUGUUAGAAAGGGAAAACCCUGAAACAGCUCUGAUGGUCUUGCGUUGGUCUGGUCGUGAUGGCGUAUCAGAAUUGGUUUCAAUUGGUGAAGCUGUCACAGCUGUUCGUGUGAGAGUGGAAUGUGGUCUUCUGAGUGAAGCAUUCACAUACCAAAGGGCACUCUGCUUGAAAGUAAAGGAAAAUGAAUUGAAAAUUGGAGCUUUGAAACACGUGUCAGAUGAUCUAGACAGCUGGAGUUGGAUGGAGUGGAUGGAGAUACUUGUCAAUGAAUUCUGCUGUCUAUCUAUUAGGAGAAACUUGGUUGAUCGAAUCAUUGAGUUACCGUGGAACCCAGAUGAAGAGAAAUAUCUGCACAGAUGCCUAUUAGAUUCUGCAAUUGAUAACCCUUCAUCAGCUGUGGGUAGUCUUUUGGUUGUCUUUUAUCUUCAGCGCUACCGUUACAUCCAGGCAUACCAAGUUGAUCUUAAGCUCCAGAAAAUUGAAGAGGCUUUCGUAUCAGAGAAUCGAAUUGGGGAAGAAGCAAUGUCCAGAAUGCGAUCACAGAGUCAUUGGAGAAAAGAGUUAGUUGAUAAAGCCAUAGAAAUACUUCCAGUAAUUCAGCAGCAGCAAGUUAGAUCUGGACAAUAUUCUGAGAUGGAAGAUACCUCUGAAAGUGCUUCGGAAGCAGCAAGAAACUCUGAUCUUCCUGAUGCACAACACCCUGAGAUGAUUACUUCUUCAGUUCCCUUGUCUACUAAUUCCGUAUUUCUUCAACGGGCUAACGAUGCCAGCGGUAGAGAGCCAAUGGCUAAUAAUGGCAGUCCUUUUCAACCCGGUCAUGUAAUGGGAAAUGCUUCCCUUGAUAUUUCCCAUGGAAGGUUAUUUACAAGCAGAAAUAGAGGACAGAAGAGUGAAGUUAGAAGCAUAAGCAAGACUCUGAAGUUCGGUGAAGUGUCCACUCCGUUCAAAGAUCUUAACAGAGCUCGUGGGAGCAGUCAGCUCAAAGGAAAAAGGACUGAAGAAACCUCUCCAGAAACAAAUGUUGAUAGAUUCAUGGAGAACAAUAUGAGCUCUCCUUAUCUUCGCCGUGUCACAGCCAAUAAUCCUGUAACAAUGAAACCUAUCAGCAACCAUCUCAAUGGAUCCGCGCAGAAACCGGAAUGCUCUUUCUAUGGCACUGGGAGGAGGCAACCAGACAAAGAACUCCCGUCCCAUAAUUUUGUCGAUUUGGAUGAUCCAAUGGACAUGUCUUCGAGCUUGAAGGACAACAACAAUGUCUUGGCCACUGAGAGCAGAAAUAACAAUGGCGGAUUGAGUUGGCGGUCAGAUGAAGGAAGCGAUGAGGAAGAUGAACCAAAGUGGGGUAUGGAACCGAGUAGUUCCAGUUCCAUGCCGGUUAAGGGAAGAAGACGUAGAUUCGCUGCAAGAUGAAAUCAAACAAACACUCAGACAAAAAAAACAUCAUCAAUUGUGUUAAGCAUAGAUUGAGGGAGCAAGUGUGUAAAGAGGGAGAGAUGGUAGAGUGAACUUAGUUCUCCUGAUUAUUUAUUUUGUGCUGUGAAAAAAUAAUGAUUUUGAUAUGUUUUUCUCCUUUAGUUUCCCUUUGUGGAGAUAAUUUUUUGGAUAUCAUUUUGAUGAACUUGACUGUUUA